This is a messenger RNA of Gracilinanus agilis (Agile Gracile Mouse Opossum), 1146 nucleotides long. It is a transcript of the gene YAE1, whose product is annotated as YAE1 maturation factor of ABCE1. The transcript is spliced from 3 exons. The record is from RefSeq and is a predicted model, not a curated record. Bases 204 to 884 code for a protein of 226 amino acids. Lineage: Eukaryota; Metazoa; Chordata; Mammalia; Didelphimorphia; Didelphidae.
GAGACGGAAGGUAAGGGUUUAAAAAAAAAAAAAAUUACGUCAGCGCUUGCCCUCCCCAAAGAUGGCCACGCAGUCGCCGACCGUAGCGGAUCUCCGGGCGGCGCUCUGAGAACAAAAGGGUGGAGCUCCGGGAUCCGCCCUGCAACCCCCGGAAGCAAGGGCGGGAACUUCCGGGGUCGGGGCCUGGCGGAGGCGAAGUCACGAUGUCGUGGCUGAGGGCGGCGUGCGCAAGAGCCGGGCAGGGUGGGGGCGCCGAUGCGGAUGUGUUUGACGACGAGGCCGACGAGACGCUGCCAGCGCAGCAAGAGUGGAAGAACCGCGUGGAGCGGCGCGUGCGGGAAGGAUAUAGAGAUGGUGUGGAUGCUGGGAAAGCAGCUGUCCUUCAGCAGGGCUUCAAUCAAGGAUACAAGGAGGGAGCUGAGGUCAUUAUCAGCUAUGGCCAGCUCAGAGGAACACUAAGCGCUCUGCUCUCCUGGUGUCACCUUCAGGACAACGAUUCCCCUUGGAUCGUUCCCAUAAACCACCUUCUGGAUGCUGUCGGCCAGUGUGAAGAGUCUGUGCUCCAGCACCUGACUUCUGUCCCUCCCCAGCCCCACGUGGGAGGCUUAUUGGACUCCAUUCAAGACAUGGACCUCGGACCCUCGGGCCCAGCUCAUGAAGGUGAAGGCGAAAGACUUGGUAGGCCUGAGGCCGAGCUGAACAAAAACUGCCUGCAGAAGGAUGAUGGGACCAGUUGUUCCCAUUCUACAGAUUGUAGCACACAGAGCAGAGCACUUUUUGCAAAGCCGAGCUUCUCUUGGAUUUUAGAACAAACCUCCAGCAUAGUGGAGCAGCUGGGGUUGUCUGUGGACAUCCUACAGAACAUCAAGCAGCCAGGGAACUAGCUUCUCUUUUUGACCAAAUAAUCUUUUAAAAUCCAUUUUAUAGAAUUUAUUUUAUCAGCAGCGGGACCAAAAUAUUUAUUGAAUUCUCCUUUAUUCUCCUAAGUGUUACAAGUGUGCUUGCAGAUGAAGUCAUGUUUAAGAUUCAUUUAAACUGGAUUGGGAAGAAGCCUUUUUGGCCACGUCAAGGCUCUUCCUGCCAACUUUGCACCCAUCUGCUCUCUUGCUCCUUUAUCUUAUGAAUGAGGAAUCGAAAAAAAUUCUG